UGCUUUAUCUAAAGUUUCAGAUCACCACCCUAUAAUUAUGCAGACAAAGAAAGCAUGCCGAUCAUCAAUAUCAAAAGACAGACAGUAGACAAGAAAAGAGAAAACUCGAAAUUCUCGAACCCAGACAGACCGCAUAUAUACGAUCAAAGCCCAGAAGCGUCGUCGUCGUCGUCGUCGUUUAGAGAAAGAAGAAGACGAUGUAUCGAUUCAGCAACACGGUGAUAGGGUUCCUAAACCUGUUCACUCUGCUAGCAUCGAUCCCCAUAAUAGGAGCAGGACUGUGGAUGGCGAGGAGCAGUACAACGUGCGAGAACUUCUUACAGACACCACUUCUGGUCAUAGGUUUCGUGGUUCUGGUGAUAUCUCUGGCGGGCUUCAUCGGAGCAUGCUUCCACGUGGCGUGCGCUCUGUGGCUGUACCUGGUGGUGAUGCUGCUUCUGAUAGUGACUCUGAUUGGCCUGACGCUGUUCGGGUUCGCCGUGACGAGCCAGGGCGGCGGUGUGGAGGUUCCCGGCAGGGCCUAUAAGGAGUUCCGGCUGGAGGGUUACUCGCCGUGGCUGAGGAACAGAAUUAAGGACCCCAGGUAUUGGAACACGAUCAGAACAUGUAUUCUGGGUUCCAGGACUUGUGCUAAGCUUGCUUCUUGGACUCCUCUUGAUUAUAUGCAGAGAGAUAUGUCUCCGAUUCAGUCAGGGUGCUGUAAGCCACCAACGGCAUGUAACUACAACGAAGGGGAAGCAAUGAUGGAAAGCGAAGAUGCAGACUGUUACAGGUGGAACAACUCGCCGAGUUUGCUGUGUUACGAGUGCGACUCGUGCAAGGCAGUGCUGGAGAGCAUAAGGAGGGACUGGCACAAAGUGUCUGUGCUGAGCGUGGUCAUGUUAGUGUUGCUCAUCGGCAUCUACUCUAUCGGCUGCUGCGCCUUCCACAACACCCGACGUGCUCUCACCGAUUACCCUUACGGCGAGAAUCGCAUGUCCAAAGUCAAACCCCGUUGGGACUAUUACUGGUGGAGAUGGUGGCAUGCCCGCAAAGAGCAGCUUUAUUAGCACCAACCACACAAACACACCCACAGCCUCUUACCCUCUCUUCUCUCUCUUUCACUAUUAUCUUCUAUGUAAUUUUAUCAUCUACUUCUCUCUACCUUUCUCUUCUUUUUUAAGUACAUUAACUUAUGAGGGACUUGGAGUUUUUAAUAUAUCUCCUUCUAUAUGA
Prosopis cineraria is the source of this 1215-nucleotide messenger RNA. Its product is annotated as tetraspanin-6-like. NCBI's taxonomy places the organism in Eukaryota, Viridiplantae, Streptophyta, Magnoliopsida, Fabales, Fabaceae. Gene Ontology annotation, biological process: auxin-activated signaling pathway. Gene Ontology annotation, cellular component: plasma membrane; plasmodesma. The record is from RefSeq and is a predicted model, not a curated record.